CCUCCUCGCUCAGCACAUGAGUGAUGGGACGGCGGGUGAAGCGAGUCAUAUGAACGGAGAACCACUGUCCAAGGUAGCCCGCCUAGACGGCAUGCUGGGCGGUGACGUCAUCUCCAGCACGGAGCGCACCAUCGAACUGAAAGAAAACCAUUCGUCCCAGGCCGGCAGAUCGGCGGAGGAAGCUACCGGCAGGGAGGAGGGGGAGGUCAUCCCCAAGGAGGAAGUUCCGGAUCGCAGCGGCAGCACGUUCAGCCACGACCACGGCCACUCCUCCUCUUCGAGCGACGAGUCCCCCGUCAAGGUACUUCCCCGCCACCACCACGCCCUGCCGCUGGAGACCGACUGCCGGCUUCCUCUCUCGAGAGACUCCCUCGAGAAGGCGGCGGCGGCGGCGGCGGCAGCGGCGGCGGCGAGAGGCAACGCUGCGGGCGAUCGACCGCCCGACAUCCUCUGA
Molecule: messenger RNA, 454 nt
Organism: Priapulus caudatus
Lineage: Eukaryota; Metazoa; Priapulida; Priapulimorpha; Priapulimorphida; Priapulidae
Exons: 2
Coding region: 17-454 (145 amino acids)
Source: RefSeq, a predicted model, not a curated record